Cetraspora pellucida is the source of this 885-nucleotide messenger RNA. The record is from the annotation of a GenBank genome assembly. NCBI's taxonomy places the organism in Eukaryota, Fungi, Glomeromycota, Glomeromycetes, Diversisporales, Gigasporaceae.
AUGACAAAUGUAUUUGGGCCAAACAUUUUAAAGUAUACAAGAAAAGUUACCGAUCGAUAUGUAAAUAACUUUAUGCGUACAUCCUUAAGAUUGAUGCGAUUCUAUAGCUCAGUACCUACGAAUUCGCAACCAUCAAAAAAAGUCACGAUAACAACUAUUCAAAAUCUUUAUAAAAAUAAUGAACCCAUAACAGUAUUAACGGCUCAUGAUUAUCCAAGCGGAUUAUUUGUUGAAAAAACGGGAAUUGAAAUUUGUUUGGUUGGUGAUUCUUUAGGAAUGGUCGCUCUGGGACGUCAAAGUAUCAAUCAAACAACUAUAGAGGAAAUGCUUCAUCAUUGUAGAGCGGUAUCAAGAGGUGCAAAAACCCCAUUUCUUGUCUGUGACAUGCCAUUUGGAAGUUAUGAAAUUAGUCCUAAAGAUGCGUUAAGAAAUGCUAUUAGAUUUAUAAAAGAAGGAAAUAUGGAGGCGAUAAAAUUAGAGGGUGGAACUGAAAUGGCAAAAACUAUUCAACAAAUUACAAGCAUAGGAAUUCCUGUUUUGGGUCAUAUAGGUUUAACUCCGCAACGUCAAUCUUCGUUAGGUGGUUUUCGUGUUCAAGGGAAAACUGCGAAAAAAGCAAUAAAACUAUUAGAUGAUGCAAAAGCAUUACAACAAGCUGGAUGUUUUGCAAUAGUGAUGGAAGCAAUUCCUGGACCAGUUGCUGCAUAUAUUACAGAACAAAUACAAAUUCCUACUAUUGGGAUUGGUGCUGGAUCUGGCACUACUUUAAUGACUUAUCGUGAAGAAGUAAAAUCAAGAACAUUUCCUGAUGAAGAGUAUUCAUACACUAUUAGUGAUGAUGAGUUAAAGACAUUUUUUGAUAUUAUGAAAAAGGAACAAGAAUGA